Messenger RNA from Chelonus insularis, 1290 nucleotides. RefSeq names its product odorant receptor 22c-like. The transcript is spliced from 3 exons. Gene Ontology annotation, biological process: detection of chemical stimulus involved in sensory perception of smell; sensory perception of smell. NCBI's taxonomy places the organism in Eukaryota, Metazoa, Arthropoda, Insecta, Hymenoptera, Braconidae. Gene Ontology annotation, cellular component: plasma membrane. The record is from RefSeq and is a predicted model, not a curated record. The coding region runs from base 36 to 1223 and encodes 395 amino acids. Gene Ontology annotation, molecular function: olfactory receptor activity; odorant binding.
CUCAGCAACCAACUUCGAUUAUAGAUUAGAAUAAAAUGUCCAAGUCUUGGAACUCAGGUACAACCUAUGAAUUAAUGAUGUACAAGUUUAUCAUGUGGCCUCUAGGUAUCUGGCCACCGAAUCGAGGAGAAAUAUUUUCAGAAAUUCGUUUAAUUUUAGCCGCUACCACACAGGCUGCCACCUGUAUUUGUUUACAUUUGGAAAUGUGGCAUAACUGUAGAGGCGCUGAGGACUUUUUGGACAUUUUUGUUCUCAGUGUUUUCUCACUGUUGGCAUGUAUUAAAGGAUUAAUUGUGAGAUAUCAUCUAAAUGAAGUUGAUACAAAUGUAACAUCUGCUAUACAAGAUUGGUUUAAUUUAUCAUCUAAUGAAAAUCCACAAAAUAACAAAAUAAUGAUGAGACAUGCAAAAAUUGGUAGGAUUGUUUGUAUUUCUUUAAUGGCACCUGCAUCUGGAGGAACAUUGUCUUGGAUUGUUUUUGCAUUACCAUUUGCUAUGUUUGCUCCUGAGAAUAAUACUGAACCUAUAAAAAAUUUUCCAUUACAAACACCAUGUACAUUCGAUUUUGCCACUACAUCCAAUUUUUAUUAUGUGAUUUUUGUUAUUCAAGUUUAUCAGUUGAUUACUACAUGUCUUGGCAACUGUGGCAAUGAUGUUUUUUUCUUUGGACUUGCAAUGCAUGUCUGUGGACAGUUUGAAAUACUAAAAAGUGAGUUUAAUUCAGUGGAAAAUAAAAGAGUAGGGAUUGAAAACGGAGAGUAUUUCAAGAAUAUUAUCAAGAGACAUGUACAUUUGAUUAAUUUAGUUGAAAAACUGGAAACUACGUUUAAUAUGAUUAUUCUAACACAACUGAUCAUGAGUGCUAUUUUGAUUUGUAUUAUGGGACUGCAAGUAAUCAUAGCACUAAACAUGGGCGAUGUUUUUUCUGGCAUCAAAGCCAAUAUAGUUCUGUCAUCAUUGAUGUCUCAAUUAUUUUUAUAUAGUUACGGAGGUGACUAUUUGACAUCUCAGAGUCAUGCUAUCGCUGAUGCAGCAUAUGAAAGUCUCUGGUAUAAAUAUUCCAUCCGAACUAUGAGGGAUAUUGGAUUUGUAAUAUUUCGUGCUGAAAAAUCCGUUUAUGUAACAGCAGGAAAAUUUUUUUACAUGACUCUAGGCACUUUUAUGGAUAUUUUAAAAUUGUCUGUGUCUUAUAUGUCGGUUUUACGGGUGGCGAUGGAUGUGUAGAGUAUGUUACAAUUUUUAAUCAAUUGUAUCAGUGAUUUCAGAUUAAUUAUAAAUUUUUUUCUCUUAA